Messenger RNA from Magallana angulata, 4633 nucleotides. RefSeq lists its product as uncharacterized. Gene Ontology annotation, molecular function: peroxidase activity; heme binding. Gene Ontology annotation, biological process: response to oxidative stress. Lineage: Eukaryota; Metazoa; Mollusca; Bivalvia; Ostreida; Ostreidae. The record is from RefSeq and is a predicted model, not a curated record. The transcript has 26 exons. Bases 85 to 4518 code for a protein of 1477 amino acids.
CUUUUCUAUCACGCGCAUCCUGUGUCAAUACGCCACAUUUUGAGACGCUUUCUCUGACAACCGUGCGCCCGAGCAGACGAUAGAAUGGCGGUUUGGAGUUGGCCAUUUCUGGCCCUGCUAUGUCUUGGUAACGUUAAGUUUCAUGCUACGGAACAAUCGGGGAGGGAGAAACGCCAGGUAUCGUACCCCCAGAUUUACCAGACCGUCAAAGAGUGCAUAGAGGAGGCAAACAAUGAGCUGGCCAUCCAGAAGCAGAUAGACAAAUACAUGAUGGACACGGGUGUGGACCAUCAUGUACGGGACGGAGGAGUGAGUUACCUGUCCCACCUUGGUCGCUUCUUGUACACCAAGAAUGCGGAGAAGGUUAACACGCUAUCAGACAAAGCCUGGGUCACCGUGGCAGCCACCAAGAAACUACUCAGAAGGACUGGAAUGACACUUCCCCAACUGAAGAGCCACCCCGGUUUUUUGGACGCGUGGAGGAGGCAGGUGUCCCAGUCCUGUCCGUUCGUGGAGCCGCGGUGUGACCCCAGCGUCAUAUACCGCACGGCGGACGGUUCCUGUAACAACUUAAACCACUCCUCCGUGGGGGCCGCUUACACCCGCCAGCGAAGGAUGAUGGACAACUCUUACGAAGACGGAAUAAACCAGCCACGACAGGUCAGUUGUAAGGGCGGACCCCUGCCAAGUCCGCGCACGAUUAGUAAUAUCAUCCAUAAAUCCGGCCAUUGCUCCCUUCCUAGCAGACGACUCACGGUUCUCGCCAUGCAGUUUGGUCAGUUCAUUGAACAUGACGUCAUAUCUACACCCCUUCAAAGAGGAUUCAAUAGCUCAGAUAUUAUGUGUUGUGGACUUCCGGAAGAAAUUCUAAAAAAGAGGUCUCAGUGUUUCCCCAUCACUAUCCCGGAUGGCGACCCCCGAUUUAAGGAGCACUGUAUGUCCUUUGUGAGGGCCACGCCAGGCUUGGAUAAAAACUGUGACAUGGGUGUGAGGUCGCCGAUGAACCAGGCGACGUCUUACCUGGACGGUUCACAGAUCUAUGGCGUCGACGUGGACGAGCAACUCAAGCUCAGAGCUGGUGUUGGGGGAUUAAUGAAGAUGACCCCUCUUGGUUUACCUCCACCCACUGAAGAUCCAAUCUGUAUCCAGGAGGAGCCAGGCGACUACUGCUUCGGCACAGGUGAUUUUCGGGUUAAUCACGUUCCCGGUUUGACUGUUAUGCACACCAUUUUCCUGAGACAACACAAUAGAAUAGCCACUGGGUUGGCUCUCCUUAAUCUGCACUGGGACGAUGAACGAAUUUUUCAAGAAACAAGAAAGAUAAUCAUUGGAUGUCUUCAGCAUCUUGUAUAUAAUAGCCUCCUCCCAACCAUUCUACGGAAUGAAGAUAUGGACAGAUAUGGGCUCUGGUCUUCAGACUACGGCUACAGCAGCUCGUAUAACCCGAACGAGGACGUCUCCAUCAUGAUGGGAUUCUCGGCGGCGGCCAUGAGGUUUCCCCACACCAGGAUUCCAAACGUCCAGUCGAUGGUGAACAAGGAUUAUACCGUUAGACAGGACGCCCCGAUCUUUGAAACCUUCGACAAACCAAAGUUUGUGCUGCAGCACCUCGGUAAAGCUCUGGCGGAUUUUGGUAGGUGGCUGGUCUCAUUUCCAGUCAUGGAAGACGAUCGCUUUGUGGAAGACGGUGUGAGAGACUUCCUGUUCCUGGACGAUAAAGGUGAAAGCUUUGACCUGAUAGCCUUGAACCUUCAGCGAGCUCGGGAGCAGGGGAUCCCUCCCUAUAACCAGUGGAGAAGGUUAUGUGGGCUGAAACCAGCGCUUUAUUUCUCCACUGGACCCGGAGGCUUAGUGGAUCACGAACCCGAUGUUGUUAAAUUGUUGUCAUCGGUAUAUAAACAUCCGGAUGACAUUGAUCUGUUCAGCGGAGGAUUAUCAGAAAAGAUCCCGGUAGGGGCUGCCACUGGACCUACUUUUGCUUGUAUCAUAGCAACGCAAUUCAAGAAUGUUAAAGUCGCUGAUCGGUUCUGGUAUGAAAACUACAACCCAUACACUGGCUUUACUCCAAACCAACUGAAUGAAAUAAAAAAAACCUCAUUAGCAAAAAUAAUGUGUGAAAACCUAGAUAUCCAAUACAUACAGAGAGAUCCAUUAUCCUUUGUUUCCGAAAAGAAUCCAAGGGUUUCCUGUCAGUCACUUCCGGGCAUUGAUCUUCAGUACUGGCAAGAGAAGAUGAAAGCCCGUGAAGUCAUACAGCUCACACCUUCAACUUACCUGACGGCCCUCAAGUCGGCGAAUGUCAUGAGGCCUUCCCCUGGGGUUGUAGCCGCCCUUUUUCUGACCUUAUGGGCUGUGUUGGGUGUGGUUGAAUCACAUAAAUAUGACACCCUCAUCUCUACCUCCGACAUGAUCACAAAAUGUAUCAAAAAAGCUGUGAACCACAUCGAAGCUCAAAAAGCGCUUGAGAAAAAGUACUACCUGCAAGGAACUGACUGGUUUCCCGACAAUGGCGCGUUUAGCUGGCAUCACUCAAAAUUCAUGGGAUUUGAAGACCCCGGCAAAAUUCAUGUUAUGAACAAAAAAGCGUCCAUUGUUUUAAAAGCCAUUAGCUACUUCCAAAAGCUAUCAGGCAUUCCCCUGAAUGAGCUGAAGCAAGACAGCGGUCUCCUGAAGGUGUGGAGAAAUGUGAUAUCGCCGCACUGUAAUUGUCCCCAACCCAACUGUAACCAAAGGGAACGUUACCGCUCCCCAGACGGCAAAUGUAACAACGUGAAGCAUCCUAAAUGGGGGUCCACCUUCACCCCACAGCACCGCUACCUCCCGCCGGCUUAUCACGACGGUGUUAACACUCCUCGCAUUAAGAGCGUGACAGGAGAAGCGUUACCGAGUGCACGUCACAUAAGUAACGUCAUUCACAAAGCAGACAAAUGCCGGUCGUCUGGGCAGUUUCUGACCAUGAUGUUCAUGUCUUGGGGUCAAUUUCUGGAUCACGAUUUCAUUGGCACGCCGAUGAACAAAGGCUUUAAUGACUCCACAAUUACUUGUUGCAAGUUGAGUCCUACAACACUGGUACAAAGAGAGUCCUGCUUUCCAAUCCGGAUACCUGACGAUGACACGUUUUUCUCGGACAAGUGUAUGGAGUUUGUCCGAUCGGCCGCGGCACCGGAAGACGGCUGUGUUCCAGAAUGGAGGAACCAGAUCAAUCAGCAUACCUCCUUCAUUGACGGUUCCAUGGUGUACGGGGCCACAGCCAAGGACGCCAGAAACCUACGUGCUGGGUACAAAGGUCUGUUGAGAGUGACAGACGACGGAAUGCUACCACAAACCAAUAAAAGCGACUGCAUAGUGAAGAAGCCGUCGGAAUAUUGUUUUUAUGCAGGUGACAAAAGAAGUAUGGUGGCCCCAUCGCUGACAUAUUUACAUCUAUUGUUUGUCCGUGAACAUAACAGAAUAGCCCGUGGUCUCUCCGCGGUCAACCCCCACUGGUGUGAUGAAACAUUAUAUCAGGAGACUCGAAAAAUUAUCAUUGCUGCCAUCCAGCAUAUAACAUAUACCGAGUACUUACCUCUGCUCCUACCGAGGGACAUUCGAUCCAAAUAUUUUCUCCACUCGAAGAGAAAAGGCCAUGACACCGUUUAUGACCCAAGCGUUAAUCCGUCCAUCUCAAAUGUGUUCGGUGUGGCUGCAUUCAGGUUUGGUCACUCACAGGUUCCAAAUAACCAGGUGUUGUAUUCCCCCUCUCACAAGCCAAUUCAAAUCGUUCCCAUUGAGAAAACUUUUAACAGGCCCGAGCUGAUCUUGACCAAAGAUCGUCACGGCCGAGGCUUCGACGGACUCGGUCGAUGGAUGAUUGGCGAUUUCAUGGCAGCAGACGACAAAUGUUUUGAUGAUGGCGUCAGGAAUAAGCUGUUCUUAGAUAAAAAACAAAAAAGUUUCGAUCUGGCAGCUCUGAACAUCCAACGAGGGCGGGAUCAUGGAAUCCCAGGGUAUAAUGCUUGGAGGAAGUUUUGUGGGUUGAAACCGGUGGUUCAUUUUAGCUCUGGUCCUGGAGGUAUGGUUGAUCACGAUCCAGAGGACGCUACCUUAUUAAAAUCUUUAUACAGACAUCCAGACGACAUGGAUCUGUAUCCAGCUGCCUUAUCAGAGCGCCAUCUACCGGGGGGACUUGUCGGGCCGACAUUUGCCUGUCUUAUUGCAAAACAGUUCUACCACCUUAAAGCUGGCGACAGAUUCUGGUACGAAAAUAAGUUCUUAUCAAUAGGAUUCCAGGAAGAUCAGCUAAACGAAAUAAAGAGACUAAGACUGUCACGUAUCGUGUGUGAUAAUACACAGGUGUCGGAGGUACAAACCUAUGUAUUUCAGCCUUCAGGAUCUAGCAAUGAUGUUUAUCCAUGUCGAGAUCGACGAUUUUCUCUUAAUUUGGAACUUUGGCGGGAAAAUUCAAAAGGCGCCAAGAACAUGCAUCACGGAUACAAUGUUGGACGGAAGACUCCCCAUCACAUUAACUUAUCAUAUUAAAAUUUCCUACGGUGACCGAAGGUUUUGUUAACAUUAUUUAUUUAUUUUUAUCCAAGAUAAAGAAUCUUUUUGUUGUUCUGUUUUUGUUUUUAUUUGUCCAAAAAAAGAUAAACAA